AUAAAAACGAACAUUUAAUCGUAUAAUAUUUAAUACUAGUAGUAAUCAAUUGAAUUUUUUUUAAAAAAUACUAUUAUAUAACGUGCCGCAUUUAAUUUUGCCCCAUAGACUUUAAAACAAUUUCUACAUUUCGGCCCUUAAAUAUUGGCUCCGUCUAUAUAACUCUCUCUGCGUUUACACAUCCCCCCAUUACUCUCUCUAUCUCUCGAUGAUUCUUGAUAUGGCUGCUGACGUCAGCUCUCUCGUACGGUUACUAAGCGGUUACAAAGAUGAUCGAGCGGUGGUUAAAGAUUCUGCCGGAGCCAAAUCCUCGGCGGCGCUGAUGACUCGUGACCUUCUUGGAAACGGCAGAGGAGGAGGAGGCGAUCGGUCUUUAGAGCUUGACCUCGACCUUCAAGUCCCCACCGGUUAUGAAAAACGCCUCGACUUGAAGUCAGGGAAAGUGUAUUUGCAACGAUGCAAUUCAACGAGCUCGUCGUCAAUAACAAACGCAGACCAAACCAAUCAAACAGUACCAACGUUUCAGGAUUUGAAUUUUCCUCCUCCGACUUUGAACAAUUCUCCUUUGUUGAACCUCUUCGACGAUACAACGCCGGAACUGAAGCUACUUCCGUCGUCUCGUUCUUCUCGUCCGAACACUAGUAAUUUACAGAGUGUAUGCACACUGGACAAGGUGAAAUCAGCUCUAGAGAGGGCAGAGAGAGAUCCUGCUAUGUUCAAGAAACGUCAAUCACCGGAUGAUACGGUUUACGAUCAUUAUAGGACGGAGGCUGUAGCGUCACCGGUGGUUGCCGGAUGUCCUGGUUGUUUAUCGUACGUGUUGGUGAUGAUGAAUAACCCGAAAUGUCCGAGGUGUGAUACCAUUGUUCCUUUGCCUACAAAUCCUAUGAAGAAGAAGCCUAAGAUUGAUCUCAACAUAUCAAUCUGAAUGUUUUGGAGUUUAUAUUGGAACAUUUUUGUAAAUGAUAGAUAACAAUUCAGGGGGUUUAUUUUGUAAAACUUAAGAAAGAAGAAAAAAUUGAUGGUAAGGAAGGAAGAUUAGAAGGAUGUUAAUGGUGUUUUUUGUAAAUGCGUUAGUUGAACAACAACAAGAAUUUUAUUUAGAAACAUAGUAAUUCACGGAAUAAAUGAGUCAAUUAAAUGACGACAAUUAAUGUUACAAUUAUCUUAUUUUCUACUUUUGAAUAAACUCGUAGUCCAUGGUUGGUUGGAAGGUAGUUUGAAUUCAUUGUAUAUGUCCAUCUAAAUGCACUGUCUUUUUAUGAAAAGAAAA
Messenger RNA from Arabidopsis thaliana (thale cress), 1273 nucleotides. RefSeq names its product filamentous hemagglutinin transporter. The record is from RefSeq and is marked reviewed. Bases 209 to 928 code for a protein of 239 amino acids. The transcript has 2 exons. Lineage: Eukaryota; Viridiplantae; Streptophyta; Magnoliopsida; Brassicales; Brassicaceae.